Molecule: messenger RNA, 1467 nt
Organism: Eublepharis macularius
Lineage: Eukaryota; Metazoa; Chordata; Lepidosauria; Squamata; Eublepharidae
Gene: CCNO
Product: cyclin O
Exons: 3
Coding region: 16-1023 (335 amino acids)
Biological process (GO): regulation of cyclin-dependent protein serine/threonine kinase activity; mitotic cell cycle phase transition
Cellular component (GO): cyclin-dependent protein kinase holoenzyme complex; cytoplasm; centrosome
Molecular function (GO): cyclin-dependent protein serine/threonine kinase regulator activity
Source: RefSeq, a predicted model, not a curated record
UGCCGCGAAGUUAACAUGGUGACCACCCGCCCCGCUCAGGCGUGCCCCGAGGCGCUGGCCAGGCGGCGGCGGAGCACCCCGGCCAAGCGGCAGCGGCCCGAGGAUGUGACCCCGGAGGAUCGAGCGGAGCCUCAAGUCAGCGGCGACGGCGGCCUCCAGCUCCGAGCGCCGGUGAAGAAGAGCAAGGCCCCCCCGGUGGGGCGGGUGGCCGGCCGGCUCAGCUCCUCCGGCGCCUGCCCGCCUAUGCACCCCCUGGAGCUGCAGACCUUCCGCGACUACGGGCACAGCUGGUACCGCUUCCGAAAGGAGCUGGAGGGCCGGUUCCACCCGCUUGACCCGCUGGCCCGGCAGCCGCAAGUGACUGCAGAGGCCCGGUGCAAACUGAUCAGCUGGCUAAUUCCAGUGCAUAAACACUUUGGCUUCUCCUUUGAGUCCUUAUGCCUGGCAGUAAAUACUCUGGACCGCUUUCUCACCACAACCCCCGUGGCUGCUGACUGCUUCCAACUCCUGGGGGUCACCACCCUCUUCAUUGCUUGUAAACAGGUAGAAGUGCACCCACCCAAGGUGAAACAGCUCUUAGCUCUUUGUUGCGACACUUUCUCCCGCCAGCAGCUCUGCAAUCUGGAAUGCAUCAUCCUGAACAAGCUCCAUUUCAGCCUGGCAGCCCCCACCAUCAACUUCUUUUUGGAACAUUUCACGUACAUGCGGGUGGAGGCUUGUGAGGCUGAUGCCUGGGAGGCCAACAAUGCCAGAGCCCUGGCCAAAGGCGUAGCUGAGCUUAGCCUGGCCGACUAUGCCUUUAACAAAUACGUGCCUUCCUUGCUAGCCGUUUGCUGCUUGGGGCUGGCUGACCAGAUGUUACACCAUGAAAAACCUCUGAAUCUGCACUUAAGUGACUAUUCUGAAGAGAUUUUACAGGAUUGCCUGGACAAGUUACAUUUACUGGUGUCUUUGAAUGAAGACUCUUUGCCUCUUGUAUUACCCCCUGAGAUUUCAGAACAGUGCCUGUAUGUGGAUAAGUGAGAUAAUUGGAUGGGUGGUGGUGGUGGUGUGCAACAGCUAUACUUGAAGCCAUAUUUGUGGCUGUGCAUUUGGGAACUUGUCGUCCCCCCCAGUGCAUAUAACAAAAGAUCACUGAUGGUUUUAAUACCUUUAGGAUAACAGUAUUUGUUACGCCCUUUUUCUUUAUAGUCUUUAUUAAUGAGUUGUACAUGGUGUUUAUAUUUAUUUGUAGUGUAGCUAUGACAUUAGUUUAGAAUUCUGUUUGCUUAGCAGUGGCAUUGCUAAUAUUUUUAAAUACAGUUUUCAAAUUCUGUUUUGCACAUUAGGCUGUCGUACAUUGCACUGACUUUCUAAAUAACAGACUGAAGUUGUAAAUGGUGUAUUAUCCUUGUACUUAUUUAUUGAGACUGUAGUUCAGUAUUAAGCCAUAGGAAAGACAAUAGUACUGUAAAUACUUUUACCUAA